AUGUGCAAAAGGGCAUCACAAUGCCACCAAGUGGAGAUUCCUCCACCACAACCUUUCUUGAAAUCACUGAAAAACACUCUCAGUGAGCUACUUUUCGCCGACGAUCCGUUCCGAAAAAUCAGGAACGAAUCAAGAACGUUGAAAAAGAUCGAGUUAGGGUUGCAACACGUGUUCCCGAUCUUGGAGUGGGCUCGUCAUUACAAUUUGGAGUAUUUGAAAUCAGACGUUAUCUCAGGGAUCACGAUCGCAAGUCUUGCUGUUCCUCAAGGGAUUAGCUAUGCUCAACUCGCGAAUCUCCCUCCAGUCCUUGGUCUUUGUACACUCGAGCGUCGUGCCACCGAUUGUAUACGCGAUAAUGGGAAGUUCAAGAGAUUUAGCGGUGGGGACGGUGGCGGUAACGUCGCUGUUAACGGCGGCAAUGCUAGGGAAAGAGGUAAACGCGGUGGAGAAUCCAAAGCUUUACCUUCACUUAGCUUUCACCGCCACUUUCUUCGCCGGACUCAUGCAAACCUGCCUUGGCCUCUUACGUGGAGAUGGCAGAGUGGAGUACUAGGGUGCUGCUUCCUCUUCUUCCUUUUUACAACCAAAUACAUUAGCAAGAAGAGACCAAAGCUGUUCUGGAUAUCUGCAAUGGCUCCACUUGUUUCUGUCAUUUUUGGAAGUCUCUUCGUUUACUUCCUCCAUGCCCAAUUCCAUGGCGUCCAAAUUAUUGGAGAAUUAACGAAAGGGAUUAAUCCACUGUCGAUCACACAUUUGGUUUUCACGGGACCUUAUGUCACAUUGGCUCUAAAAAUAGGCAUCAUCACUGGAAUCAUAGUUCUUGCUGAAGGAAUUGCAGUGGGGAGAAGCUUUGCAAUGUAUAAGAAUUACAACAUAGAUGGGAACAAAGAGAUGAUUGCAUUUGGGAUGAUGAACAUUCUUGGUUCCUUCUCCUCUUGCUAUCUCACUAGCGGGCCGUUUUCGCGUUCGGCGGUGAACUACAACGCGGGAUGCAAAACGGCAAUAUCAAACGUGGUGAUGGCGGUUGCGGUGGCGGUAACGUUAAUGUUCUUAACGCCGUUAUUCUAUUAUACGCCAUUAGUAGUUCUAUCGUCGAUCAUCAUAGCCGCCAUGCUCGGCCUUAUCGACUACGAGGCAGCGAUUCAUCUUUGGAGACUCGACAAGUUCGAUUUCGUCGUAUGUCUCUCCGCUUACUUCGGCGUCGUUUUUGGUACCAUUGAGACUGGUCUCAUCCUCUCUGUGGGAAUAUCAGUGAUGAGGAUAGUGUUGUUCGUGGGAAGACCAAAGAUUUAUGAAAUGGGAAACAUUCAAAACACAGAGAUCUUUAGGAACAUUGAACAAUACCCUCAAGCCACCACUCUCUCUGGCCUCAUCAUUCUCCAUGUUGAUGGUCCUAUUUAUUUCGCCAACUCUAGUUACUUGCGAGAGAGAAUUGGAAGGUGGAUCGAUGAACAGGAAGAUAAAUUGGGAAAGAAUGGAGAGAUCAGUCUACAAUACAUUAUACUCGAUAUGAGUGCUGUGGGAAACAUCGACACGAGUGGUAUAAGCAUGCUUGAGGAAGUAAACAAAACCAUGGGACGAAGAGAGCUUAAGCUAGUGAUAGCGAAUCCAGGAGCAGAGGUGAUGAAGAAGCUAAGCAAGUCCAAGUUCCUAGAGAGCGUCGGUAAAGACUGGAUUCUUGUAGCUACUGCCACAAAAGACAUUCUCGUUAUAAAAUGGACUGCGCUGAUUGAUUACAAUUUCCACAAGAUGAUGGGAUAUGAUGGACAUACAAUCACCACCGAACUCUAG
Thlaspi arvense is the source of this 1791-nucleotide messenger RNA. The record is from the annotation of a GenBank genome assembly. NCBI's taxonomy places the organism in Eukaryota, Viridiplantae, Streptophyta, Magnoliopsida, Brassicales, Brassicaceae.